Lathyrus oleraceus (garden pea) is the source of this 1004-nucleotide messenger RNA. Its product is annotated as dehydration-responsive element-binding protein 1A-like. Lineage: Eukaryota; Viridiplantae; Streptophyta; Magnoliopsida; Fabales; Fabaceae. The record is from RefSeq and is a predicted model, not a curated record. Gene Ontology annotation, biological process: regulation of DNA-templated transcription. The transcript has a single exon. Gene Ontology annotation, molecular function: DNA-binding transcription factor activity; DNA binding. The coding region runs from base 25 to 711 and encodes 228 amino acids.
UCUAUUUCACUUUCUCUCCAACACAUGGAUAUGUUUACUACAAACAACUCUUGUUCUUCCUCUGACACUUCAUUGCAGAAUUCAGAUGGCUCUCAUUGGAUGUCAGUGUCAAACGAAGAAAUUCGGUUAGCUGCGACUACCCCGAAGAAGCCUGCAGGUAGGAAGAAGUUCAAGGAGACUCGCCAUCCGGUGUAUAGAGGUGUGAGGAGAAGAAACAAUGAUAAAUGGGUAUGUGAAAUGAGAGAACCUAACAAGAAAACUAAAAUUUGGUUAGGAACUUUUCCAACAGCCGAGAUGGCCGCCCGAGCACACGAUGUUGCUGCAUUGGCAUUAAGGGGCCGCUACGCCUGUCUCAAUUUCGCAGACUCAACGUGGCGACUCCCUAAGCCAGCUAGUACUGAGACAAAAGAUAUACAAAAGGCGGCUGCAGAAGCAGCUGAGGCUUUUAGAUCAGACCAGACUUUACCGACUAAUGAUGUUGACAAGACUUUAACGGUUAACGACAUUGAGACGACGGUAGAUGCACCCACCACAGAAGAGCAGAAUAUGCUUUCUAUGGAAGUGGAAGAAGAGGGAGAGAUGAGCAUGACAGAGAUGUGGAGGAAUAUGGCAUUAAUGUCUCCAACACAUAGUUUUGGAUAUCACGAUGAGUAUCAAUAUAUUGAUGAACAAGACUAUCAAGAUCAAGAGAUAUCACUAUGGACUUUUUAAAAUUGGAUAUUUUUGGUUUACAUUUAUUUAUUUAUUUAUCUCUGGAUUGUAGAAUGGAAAUUGAGAAAGAAACCCUUUUUGUAUCCUUUUCUGGGAGUGUAGUCAUUUGUCAAGCAUAAAGUGCAUUUCAUCCCUUUUAUUCUAUAAAUAUCUGUCUAUGCAUGUAUCUAUAUUGGCACUUGGUUGCAAUUUCAACUUUGUACAUAAAAAUAAUAUUGUAACCUAUUGCUACCCUUGCUUAGGUAAUUACAUUAAGAUGAAGGAAGUAAAAUCAGUGGCUCUCUACAGAAACC